GUAUUUUUUGAAGAUUGAAAAGAACCAACCCAAAGUCCAGAGCUCCGACAAUGGAGCUAGCUCUACUACACACAUAUCCAACUCUUCCUAGUAAUACCCAUUACUCCCACUUCGAUAAAGUCGUCACAGCUCCAUUUAACAACAAAACUUUAUUCCCACAUUCUACCAGAAACCCAUUAUUCCAAUUCCAAUUCCAAGCCAGAAACUUCUCCAGGAAUGGGAACAACCACAGCCUUAUCUUGUCAGAAAAGGAACUAUCAGAGCUCCAAAUUGACGAACGCGAAUAUGAAACCGAAGAGGAAGCAGAGACGACGUCGUAUUCGGAUGACGACUCGUCUUUCUUGUCUCUGAGUGAAAAGCCCGACAGGAACAUAGCCUUGCUCGACGACUAUGAAAUGGAGGAGCUGGACUAUGCUUCCAACGCUAACCAUCGAAGCGGAUAUGUGGCUGUACUUGGGAAGCCAAAUGUUGGGAAGAGUACACUUGCAAAUCAAAUGGUAGGCCAAAAAAUGUCGAUAGUUACAGAUAAACCUCAAACGACGAGGCACCGAGUUCUUGGUAUAUGUUCUGGCCCAGAGUAUCAGAUGAUACUUUAUGACACACCUGGUGUUAUUGAGAAGAAAAUGCACAAGUUGGACUCUAUGAUGAUGAAUAAUGUCCGAAGCGCUGCAAUCAAUGCAGACUGUGUACUAGUUCUUGUUGAUGCCUGUAAAAUGCCCCAAAAAAUUGAUGAAGUGUUGGAAGAAGGUGUAGGAAACCUCAAAGAUAAGCCACCCACUUUGCUGGUUCUGAAUAAGAGAGACCUGAUUAAACCAGGGGAAAUUGCAAAGAAACUGGAGUGGUAUGAAAAAUUUACUGAUGUUGAUGAGGUCAUACCUGUGAGUGCAAAAUAUGGUAAUGGAGUGGAAGAUAUCAAGGCUUGGAUACUAUCAAAACUUCCAAUUGGGCCAUCUUAUUAUCCAAAGGAUAUUGUUAGUGAGCACCCAGAAAGAUUCUUUGUUUCUGAAAUUGUUAGAGAAAAAAUAUUUAUGCAAUAUCAUCGUGAAGUUCCUUACGCAUGUCAGGUGAAUGUUGUGAGCUAUAAAACCAGGCCAGCUGCAAAAGAUUUUAUACAAGUGGAAAUUGUUGUUGAAAAGAAUUCUCAGAAGAUCAUCCUCAUUGGAAAAGAAGGGAAGGCUCUGAAACUACUUGCAACUGCUGCCCGACUUGACAUUGAAGACUUCUUACAGAAGAAAGUCUUUCUUAAGGUUGAAGUGAAGGUGAAAGAGAAUUGGCGGCAAGAUGAAGGGCUCUUGAAGUACUACGGCUAUGGAGGGCAAAUUCGAGCCAUGUGAUUUCAAGUUUUAUCAAGACCGUAUCCCAUAUCCACCGUACCAUAAAAUGUAAGCGAAGAUCAGUUAAUUGAAUGUACAAUGAUCUCUUAACAUAGAAGCCUUCCAUUUGUAUUCAUGGUAGAUUGAGUAGUUGUAAAUUGUAAUCUCCAUUGUAGUAAUUAGUCUUUUUUUUUUUUUGUGUGCUAAACUUGUAGUAAUUAGUCUUAAUUAAUGCUUUUUCCUAAUAGACCUUUUACUCACUCAAUUAUUAAUUAGCAACAA
Molecule: messenger RNA, 1595 nt
Organism: Quercus lobata
Lineage: Eukaryota; Viridiplantae; Streptophyta; Magnoliopsida; Fagales; Fagaceae
Product: GTP-binding protein Era-like protein
Exons: 9
Coding region: 51-1334 (427 amino acids)
Biological process (GO): ribosomal small subunit assembly
Molecular function (GO): GTP binding; ribosomal small subunit binding; rRNA binding
Source: RefSeq, a predicted model, not a curated record